AUGGCUGCCAAUACAAAAUUAACAAAUGAUCCGUCAGGUGAGUCUAUUGAUGUUACACUAUAUAGAAGUAUGAUUGGACGUCUUUUGUAUUUGACUACUAGUCGGCCUGAUAUUGCCUUUAGUGUUGGUGUUUGUUCUAGAUUUCAAUUUGAUCCUAAAGUUUCACACUUGAAUGCUGUCAAAAGAAUCAUUAAAUAUGUUGGUGGAACUUGUGACUAUGGAUUAUUUUAUAGUAAAGAAUCUAAUCUGUCUCUCGCUGGUUUCUCUGAUUCUGAUUGGGCUGGUAAUGCUGAUGACAGAAAAAGCACCACUGGUGGGUGUUUUUAUGUAGGAGUUAAUCUUGUUGCUUGGAUGAGUAAAAAGCAAAAUUCUGUGUCUUUGUCAACUGUAGAAGCAGAAUAUAUUGCUGUUGGAAGUUGUUGCUCACAGCUUCUUUGGAUGAAAAAGGUUUUAACUGAUUAUGGGAUAUCCCAAGAUACCAUGGUUGUUUAUUGUGAUAACUCUAGUGCUAUUGAUAUAUCUAAGAACCCUAUUUAA
This is a messenger RNA of Quercus lobata, 537 nucleotides long. Its product is annotated as secreted RxLR effector protein 161-like. The transcript has a single exon. The coding region runs from base 1 to 537 and encodes 178 amino acids. The record is from RefSeq and is a predicted model, not a curated record. NCBI's taxonomy places the organism in Eukaryota, Viridiplantae, Streptophyta, Magnoliopsida, Fagales, Fagaceae.